UGUGUCAAAUAAUCGACUUUGUGUUGACGUUUUUGUUGCUGUAAAAUAUAAAUUUCCUAAUUCCCUCUCGUAUUGAUAAUCGUUAUUUUGUGCUAGCAUUAUUAAUUAUCUUUUAAAAAAGUUGAUAAUCGUUAAAUUUUGUAAUUACGUAAAGGUAGAAAUAGUAUAUAACCUCAAAUAUGGAUGAAAGCGGCUCGUCGACCGAGGCGCCACAACAAGAGGAACGGAGUGAAUUUAAGAAGCCAAUACUCUUCGGUCGUAUAGGCAAGCUCCCGAGGAAAGUCAAGAGUGAAGCUGAUAGACCUCCGGAGCCGAAAAGCGUUGAAAACGACGACUCAUCAAACUCGAAAAAUUCUUUGCCUCCUGCAGUAUUAUUGAAGGAGUUAUCUACUCCUGUACCCUAUAAAGAACCCAAAUGGUCAGGGGUCUGUCCGGAGGGAUCAGGAUAUGCCUUAGAAGUAUUGAAGUCUGGAAUGAUAGUGGAGAAAGUUGAGUUAUCAAAGAAGCCCUACUAUGUGUUUGGGAGACUCGCCAACUGCGAUGUGGUCAUGGGCCAUCCUACUGUCUCUAGGCACCACGCAGUCCUCCAAUACAAAGCCUUCGCCGAGGACUCGGAACCCGCCUGUGGCUGGUACCUGUACGACCUGGGCAGCACCCAUGGGACGUACCUCAACAAGGAGAAACUCAAGCCAGCUCACUACACCAGGGUGCGAGUGGGACAUCAACUCAAGUUCGGAACCAGUACCCGGACUUAUAUUAUGAUGGGCCCCGAUUUCGACUGCGAAGGCGAAUCAGACUUGACGGUGACAGAAAUAAAGAAGAAGGCAGAGGAACUGAAGUUGGACAGAGAAAGAAUGAUGCGGGAGGCCGCGCAGCAGAGAGAGAUAGAUAGACUCGAGGAGGAGAGGAAGAGAGAGGAACAGGGCAUCGAUUGGGGAAUGGGCGAGGACGCGGAAGAAGAGCCGGACUUAGCUGAAAACCCAUACGCCAACACCGGCAACGAAGAGUUAUAUUUGGAGGACCCCAAGAAGACCCUACGAGGGUACUACGAGCGGGAGGGACACGAGCUGAGCUACCAUUGCGAGGAGAGGGGCCCAGGACAGUUCCUAUGCAGAGUAGAGCUCCCGAUAGACGACGCGCGAGGCAACCCGGUCAAGGCCGAGGUGCUGCAUCGAGGCAAGAAGAAGGAAGCCGUGGUGGCCUGCGCGCUGGAGGCCUGUAGGGUGUUGGACAGAGCUGGUCUGCUGAGGCAGGCUAAACAUGAGUCGAGGAGGCGCAAGGAGCGCGACUGGAGCGCAGACGACUAUUACGACUCGGAUGAGGACACGUUCCUCGACCGCACGGGCAGCGUCGAGCGGAAGCGGAAGUUACGCAUGCAGAGGCACGGAGCCGCUGAGAAGGAGGUGGAUAGCGACAAGCCGCUCACCUAUGAUGAUUUGCUAAAACAAAUAUCAGAAAUAGAAGAGAAGAUAGCAUCAGAGGAGAGGACUCUAGAACAACUGCGAUCAGCCAACAAGCCGGUGGAAACGAGUGAGAGUGAGACAGACGCACUGGACGCCUUUAUGACGUCAUUAGGGAAACAGGGACAGAGCAUGGCGCAGAAGGCGGAGAUAUCAAAGACUAAGAUGACGAUACAGAAGUUAAAGACAGAUCUAUCGAAGACCCAGCGGCUAGCGGAGCUGGCGCGGCCGGCGCACCUGCCGCCGCUGCUCAAGAAGGAGGACUCCAAGCUGGCCGUCAGGCAGGCCGCCAACUCUAUCGUCUACGGGAAGAGAAUACGAUUAAAAGAAGACACAGAAAAACUAAAGAAAGUAAGAAAAGAAACAAAGCAAGACGAUUCAGAGUUCGUCGAAGAAAUGGACUCUGAUGACGAAGAGAAAAUCGCUGAAGAAAACACAAAGAAACAAACACACAAUGAGGAAAGACAUUUGGCACCCAAAUCAGAGACCAAAGCAUCUGAAGAUUUAGAAAGAGAAAGUACGAUACAGAGAAAGAAAGAAAAAGAUGACACGGUAAAUGAAGGUAGUCCAACAAAAAGGGUAUUUGGACCUAUGAGGCCACCAGAGAAUUACGUUAUUCCUGAAAAUUAUUUCGAUCAAGAAACAGACAGAGAUUUACCAGAAAUUGAGGAGACGGAUGCGUUAUAGGUACGGUCACGAGCAUUAAUAUGUAUACACUUUGGUACCAUGUCACAUUAACUUUUUUGACAAAUUGAACUGUAAGUCUCACUAAAUGUCAAAUAUGUUAGUGCGACAGAGUCCUAAAGUGGGUACAUUAUUGCUCAUGACUGUACUUCUAAGUAUUAAGUGUAAGUCAGUGAGUAUACAGGGUGUAAGUGACAUCGUAACGAAUACUGAGGGGGAUGAUUCAGACCAUGGUUCUGAGUUGAUAUCACGUGCAGUUUUCCGUCGCAAAAUUCUUUUAAUUUAUUGAUUUUUUUAAAUUUAUUUUAACUUUGGCCAUGGAAAAUUUCACUUGAUAUUAACCCGAGUUCAUUAUUCUGAAAUUAUCAGCUGAAUCAUCCCCCUCAGUAUUAGUUACGAUGUCACUUAUACCCCGUACAAGUACGUAUGAGUGUUAGUGACACCGUAACCAAUACUGAGGGGAAUGAUUCAAAUCAUGAUUUUGAGUUGAUAUUUUUAUUACAGGUGGAAUUUUCAUGAAAAUUUUAGUUUCUUUUUUAUUAUUUUCAGUUCUACACUUUUGCGCCAGGAAAUUCCACUUGAUAUCAACUCAUAAUCAUGGUCUGAAACAUCCCUCAAAGUUUUCGUUACGAUGUCACUAACACCCUGUAUAGUAUUUAUCAAUAAAUAAGCGUAGUUAUUGUCGCA
Pectinophora gossypiella (pink bollworm) is the source of this 2831-nucleotide messenger RNA. Its product is annotated as kanadaptin. The transcript has 10 exons. The record is from RefSeq and is a predicted model, not a curated record. Gene Ontology annotation, molecular function: mRNA binding; protein binding. Lineage: Eukaryota; Metazoa; Arthropoda; Insecta; Lepidoptera; Gelechiidae. Bases 180 to 2147 code for a protein of 655 amino acids.